AUGUUACCCCACCCACCCCCAGAAUGUUGCCCCUCCCACACCCCAAAAUGUUACCCCUCCUACAUUGCACUGAACUUCCGCACCACCUAUGUGAGUACGACUGGUCAGGUGGUUUAUGAAGCCCGCUCUAUCUUUGUACACUACGCCACCUCCUGGCUGUUUGUUGACCUGAUCGCCGCCCUGCCCUUUGACCGCUGCUCUACGCCUUCAAUAUCAGCGUGGUGGUGUGCGUACUUUGGGGUCCACCUGCUGAAGACAGUGCGGUUACUGCGUCUCCUGAGGCUGCUCCAGAAGCUGGAGCGUUACUCUGAGUACAGCGCCGUGGUUCUCACCCUGCUCAUGUCUACUUUCGCCCUGCUGGCCCACUGGAUGGCCUGCGUCUGGUACUUCAUCGGACGCAAGGAGAUCGAGAGCAACAGCCUGAGCUCCUGGGAUAAUGGCUGGCUUCAUGAACUGGCAAAACGUCUCGACACCCCUUACUUCCUGUCACCUUUAACCUCGUUCCUUGGAGUCACUGAUUCGCUGCACACUUCUAGAACGAAUGGGUUGGCAGCCAAUUACAAUCACUGGAACACAUCAGGGUCAGAGCCGAUUGGACAGGAUUUCUCUUCCUCCUUCAGCUCCGGCCAAUGGAACGUCAGCGAGGCGGGGCGGAGCCAGGUGAAUGGCUCAGGGGCCUCGGGGGCGGCGCUAGGAGGCGGGCCGUCAGUGAGGAGCUCCUACGUGACGUCUCUUUACUUCGCUCUGAGCAGUCUGACCAGCGUGGGCUUCGGAAACGUCUCAGCCAACACCGACUCAGAGAAGAUCUUCUCCAUCUGCACCAUGCUCAUAGGAGCCCUGAUGCAUGCUGUGGUAUUCGGUAACGUGACAGCCAUCAUCCAGAGGAUGUACUCUCGGCGCUCCCUCUACCACACACGUACCAAGGACCUGAAGGACUUCAUCCGGGUCCACGGGCUGCCCAAGGCCCUGGAACAACGCAUGAUGGAGUGCUUCCAGACCACCUGGUCUGUCAACAACGGCAUCGACGUCAGCGAGCUGUUGAAAGACUUCCCAGAUGAGUUGAGGGCAGACAUCGCCAUGCACCUGAACAAGGAGCUCCUGCAGCUGUCUCUGUUUGAGUCGGCCAGUAGGGGGUGUCUGCGCUCCCUGUCCCUCAUCAUAAAGACAUCGUUCUGCGCCCCGGGGGAGUAUCUCAUCCGCCAGGGAGACGCCCUGCAGGCCAUCUACUUUGUCUGCUCUGGGUCCAUGGAGGUGCUGAAGGACAACACGGUGUUGGCUAUACUGGGUCGUGGGGACCUAAUCGGCUCUGACUUCCUGACCAAGGAGCAGGUGAUCAAGACCAAUGCCAAUGUGAAGGCCCUGACUUACUGUGACCUGCAGUACAUCAGUCUGAAGGGGCUCAGAGAGGUGCUCUGGCUCUACCCAGAGUACGCCCAGAAGUUCAUCACUGAGAUACAACAUGAUCUGACUUACAAUCUGAGAGAGGGGCAUACGGCUGAGAUGGACUGGGUGACUAACGGUGGUAUUGUGAAGAAGCUUUCCUCCAUCCAAAGAAGACGAGGAGGGAUCUGAGGAGGCUCAACACUCGCCCCUCCCCAAAAUGCCCCGUUCCCCUCUGGGUCUGGGAUGGGGGCUGGGCUCCCCACUGCGCUCGCCCCUGCGUAGCCCCUCCCGCCCCCCCACAGACCACCGCAGGCACCGCCCCCACUACUCUCCAGAUUCCUGUGGUGAGCUUCAGUUGUGCCUCUCUGGACCUCAGUCCCAGGUUUGUGGAUGGCAUUGAAACAGACAGUGGUAGUAGUUUGGGCCAGAAUUUUGACUUCAGCCCCAGUGUGACCCAGAACAUCCCACCCAGCUCUAGUCCAGGAAUGCAGGAGGAUGCAGAGACCGUCCAGACUAUUACUAAACUGACAGAAGAGAUGACUAGCCUAUCCCUGCAGGUGUCACAGGUCAGCCAGGACCUCCAGGAAAUGACACGGCUGCUCAAGCCCCUCCUCCAGCCCCUUCUCCUCCAAGGCUCUUCCCAGUCCAUCCUCUCCUCCCUUAUGGCUGCCCUGACUCCGCCCACCAGUGAGACUCUCAGUAGCUCCGCCCCUCCACCUCCCAAAACUCCUUCCAACACCAACUUACUGCUGUUGGAAGAUACAGAGAUAGAGGGGGAGAGGAGACACCCGGAUCGCCACUUUCAGACACCUUCCGGGGGUCUAACAACCAUCCCCCUACCCCAUCCUCACUCGACUUCUUUAGGGGCAGAGAUGACCCCGACGAGCCCUGUUCAGCUCAGCUUCAUCGACGAGGAGAGGCCCACUGUCUGAGAGAAAGGAUUCACCAACACAGGACUGGCAUGACGAGACUGGCAUCAUGGCAUGGCUGGCAUGACACCCCUCAUAUCACUGCAUGAGGCACAUGGCUGCCCUGGGUUACUGUUUAUUUAAUACUAAGAUAACAAGUUAUUAUUACCAAAUUUAUUUAUUCCUAAUAUGAAAUGUUAUGAACUGACAAGUUAUUGUUAUACCAUAUCUAUCACUGGCUAUGAUCAAAUGAAACACAUCAGAAAUAUAAAAGUCUUGUUUUACAGUUUAGGCUCUAGAGUUGGUUUGACGCAGAAUGACUGCAGAGAGGAUCUUGUCCAUUGGUUGUGGGCUGUAUUAGACAUUAUCAGACUUACACCAAACACACAAUAAAAACACAACUCGCCUGCUG
This is a messenger RNA of Oncorhynchus kisutch (coho salmon), 2703 nucleotides long. Its product is annotated as potassium voltage-gated channel subfamily H member 4. Gene Ontology annotation, biological process: potassium ion transmembrane transport; regulation of membrane potential. Lineage: Eukaryota; Metazoa; Chordata; Actinopteri; Salmoniformes; Salmonidae. Gene Ontology annotation, molecular function: voltage-gated potassium channel activity. The record is from RefSeq and is a predicted model, not a curated record. Gene Ontology annotation, cellular component: plasma membrane. Bases 1 to 1572 code for a protein of 523 amino acids. The transcript has 11 exons.